AGAUGAAAAUAAAACAAAAAAGGAUGUUUUGACAGCUGAUCUAGUGAUCCCAGCUGAUUCGCGGAGAUCUAGGUGAAUGCGACGAUUCGUUUCAAAUCUAGCCAACAAAAUGGUGCAAAUAAUUGAUAUUGGAGCAAACCUGACCGAUCCGAUGUACCAGGGUAUCUACGGAGGGAGCACGAAGCACGUGCCGGAUCUCUCUAACGUGCUCAACCGUGGAUGGACCGGUGGACUGGACCGCAUUAUCGUGACCGUUGGCACCCUUACUGACUGUGAACCUACGUUCGAUAUCGUGAAGAAUGAUGCAAGACUCUACGCUACUGUUGGAUGCCAUCCGACACGGUGCGGCGAAUUUGUGAUUGAUCCGGAAUCAUACUACACCGCACUGUGCCGGCAGAUCGUGGAACACCGUGACAAGGUGGUAGCGAUCGGUGAAUGUGGACUGGACUACGAUCGAUUGCACUUUUGCGAGAAGGACAUUCAGAAGCGCUACUUCGAGAAACAGCUUGAUCUGGCGGAGAAGUACGAUCUGCCGUUGUUCCUACACUGUCGCAAUGCUCACGAUGAUUUUGUCGAGAUUUUGUUCCGCAAUCUGGCGCGACUGCCACGGCGCGGUGUAGUUCAUUCGUUCGAUGGAACGCUGGCUGCAGCGGAGCAACUGAUUGCGAGCGGCUUCUACAUCGGUCUGAAUGGUUGUUCGCUGAAAACGGAGGAAAAUCUGGCCGUUGCAGCGAGCGUACCGGAGGAGUGGAUUAUGGUGGAAACGGAUAGCCCGUGGUGUGAAAUUCGUCCAUCGCAUGCCGGUUCAAAGCACGUGCAAACGAAGUUUCCGGUGGUGAAAAAGAAGGAGAAAUGGGAACCCACUUCCCUUAUCUCUGGUCGCUGCGAACCCGUUAUGAUACUCCAAGUUCUUGAAGUUCUGGCAGGUGUGAAAGGAAAAUCGGUGCCGGUAUUAGCAGCGCAGUACUACAGCAAUACCAUGAAAAUGUUCUUCCCGAAUGAACAAGCUGCUUGUCGUGAGGAUGUAGGUACGAAAUGA
Messenger RNA from Anopheles aquasalis, 1039 nucleotides. Its product is annotated as deoxyribonuclease TATDN1. Gene Ontology annotation, molecular function: 3'-5'-DNA exonuclease activity. The record is from RefSeq and is a predicted model, not a curated record. Gene Ontology annotation, cellular component: cytosol. Lineage: Eukaryota; Metazoa; Arthropoda; Insecta; Diptera; Culicidae.